AAAAAAAAUGAAGAAGAGCAGCAGCCACAAUUUGAUAACCCUCUCACAACUCGAACAACACGACGGAGUGAAAAAUUCACAACUCUGGAUACUUCUCUAUGGGAAAGUGUACGAUAUUACUGAAUUUGCUGAUAAACAUCCUGGUGGUCGUGAAAUGAUAGAAACAGCUUGUGCAAGAGAUUCUACUGCACUGUUUGAAUCGUAUCAUUUGUCAUCCCAUUCGAUUAGUAGAAUAUUCUUGAGAGAUGAUGGGAAUAAUAAUAAUCAGUCGAUGAUUAAGUAUAUUGGUGAAUUUGAUGAAGAAACAAAGCAAGAAGAUGUAAAUGAUUCCAAGAUCAAGUUUAAUUUCACAGAUUACAAGAUUGCAAAGAAACAAGAAAAUAGAACGAUGAAUAUUUAUGAAAUUUUGAAAGAGCAAAUAAGAAAUGACUUGUUUAUUCCUGCCCUUACAAGACAAGAUUUUAAUCUUAACAUUAGAAGGGUUUCUCUCUUGAGAUUGUUGAAUGCAAUCUUCAUUUUCUCAGGGUUGUUAGCUUGUCAGCUUUUAUCUCAAUACUUGACAGGAUUACACCUGUCACUUGCCAUUAUUCUAGCAUUCUUGGGAGGUGUAUUUCACCACUUGUCCCUUGUCCACGUUGCUCAUGAUGCUGGACAUGGAAGUUUCACAGAUUUCCCAACCUUGUGGAGAAUGAUUGGACAUGGUUGUUCCUAUUUGUUGGGACAAUCAUUCUAUCUUUGGACCAUUAGACAUAACAUUGCUCACCAUGUAUAUACGAAUAUGAGUGAAAUCGAUCCAGAUAUCAGUAUUUAUGAAAGAGGUAACGUAAAUUCACAAGAAAGAUCACUACCUGAUAAAAAGUAUCCUAAAUCAGGAGAGAAAACCUCCACCCCAAUCAAGAUUAUUUUAGUUAUUGUUUAUAUGCAACUUAAGGAUUUGGCACAUUAUUGGAGGAGACGUGUUAGUGAUGGUGUUGGAUUUGCAUCCCCAACUUGGAGCUUUACAACAUUCCAUUUCUAUGCAAGUAAGAUUGUCUUUGUAAUGUACCGAUUAAUCUUGCCAAUGGUCCUCUUUUACUCUACAGAUGGUCAUUUCGGUAGAAAUGCAUUAGAAUCUGUACUGAUAUUUAGUGUUACUGAAGUUGUAGCAGGUCUGUUAUUUGGUUUCUUUUCUCAAAUCAAUCACAUCUCUGAGAAGUGUAAAUUCAGUCACUUGAAGGAAGGAGCCCUCAACAAUAGAGACGAAUUGGAUUGGGCAACUAUCCAAAUCACAACAAGUGUCGACUAUUGUCAUGACAGUUAUUUGUGGACCUAUCUAUCUGGGUUUUUGAACCACCAAGUUAUUCAUCACUUAUUUCCAAGUAUUAACCCAUGGCUAUAUCCAAAGAUUGUUCCAAUCGUUAAGAAAGUCUGUAAGGAGAAUAACAUUGAAUAUACCAUUUACAACAACUUUUGGGAUGCUAUGACUGCUCAUGUGAGACAAGUGACCAGUUUUGUGGAUACCAAGAAGCUUCUUGCUGAAAUAAAUUAAUUGGAAAAUUUUAUU
Messenger RNA from Naegleria gruberi, 1543 nucleotides. Its product is annotated as delta 5 fatty acid desaturase. Gene Ontology annotation, molecular function: oxidoreductase activity, acting on paired donors, with oxidation of a pair of donors resulting in the reduction of molecular oxygen to two molecules of water. The transcript is spliced from 3 exons. The coding region runs from base 8 to 1528 and encodes 506 amino acids. Gene Ontology annotation, biological process: lipid metabolic process. The record is from RefSeq and is a predicted model, not a curated record. Gene Ontology annotation, cellular component: membrane. NCBI's taxonomy places the organism in Eukaryota, Heterolobosea, Eutetramitea, Acrasida, Naegleriidae.